Molecule: messenger RNA, 753 nt
Organism: Gloeophyllum trabeum ATCC 11539
Lineage: Eukaryota; Fungi; Basidiomycota; Agaricomycetes; Gloeophyllales; Gloeophyllaceae
Exons: 6
Coding region: 41-631 (196 amino acids)
Source: RefSeq, a predicted model, not a curated record
UCUUCCUCUCGUGUAUCUUACCCCGCAAACUCUUCAACUCAUGGGCCGCUGGACGCAAAAGGAUGAAGAUCCGUAUCGCCUCCCGGAGGGGAUGAAGCGAGUGGCCUAUGAUGACUACACCGAAACGUACUACUUCCUCGACAGUGACGGCAGUAUAUGGGCAGGUGUCCCAGGUGAGGAGUACGGCGUGAUGACGCGGGUGAGAGACACCCCAGAUAUCGUGAAGGGGGUGCUGGCCGACUCGAAGGGCUCCCAAACCGAGGAUUUUGGCAAGCGAGUUGAAGAUGCACCAUCUGUUGAAGAAACUGGAGACCAGGAGACACUUGUCGGUGAUUCUGACGAUGACGGAGAGGCGGAGAUCGGCACAGUCGAAGACGUACCUCCUCUCAUGAGUCGUCUUCACCCGGAAAGUCCUACAAGUGCGCAUCCGACGAAAGAGGUAGCAUCGGGAACGAAACGCCACCUAUUCCCCCAUUAUGCAAGACUCAUCAGGGAACACAAGACCAUUACAAACGUCUUGAGGCACCUUGGGAGACAUCCAGAAGAUGAACGCGACCCAGAACGCGCCGCAGAGGACCUAGCCACCUUUCUCAGUGCAUGUAAUCAUCCUUCAGUCACUAAGACUGCCUAGAAGUCAGCUCUGUAGGUACUUAUUUUGCGGUCGUUCGUGCCUGUACGAUUUUGUGUAUUUUCGCUUUGAUUUCGUCUUGUUAUCGAGUCGCUCGUCGUUUUAUUUAUUAUCUUUAUCAGGCC